AUGGGAGGCAUGAGGGAGGUGAUCCUCACGAUCAUGCGCCUGGAGUGGCUCACCACCUACAUCUGCAAGCCCCCUGAGGACCGCCCUUGGGACGCGCUCGGAUGGAAGGGAAUCAUCGACGAGGGCUACCCUUCCGAGGUCUGGAACGGAUGGAAGCGGGUCCAGUGCCAAGAGCUGAACCACAGCCGCCUUGCCAUGGUGGUAGUCACCGGCCUCGUCGCACAGAGGACGUCGUCAGCAGCGACUACGUCGCAGGUGUCGGCAAGCUCCGCGACGGGGCGAGGUGUGCAUCCAGCCCAUCGGCUAUUCUGCUUGGCGGAACCUCCCUCGCAUCGACGACUUCGUGGCCAAUGUACCCUCUUGGGCCAACGGACCAGCUCUCCACGGUGA
Symbiodinium sp. CCMP2592 is the source of this 390-nucleotide messenger RNA. The record is from the annotation of a GenBank genome assembly. Lineage: Eukaryota; Dinophyceae; Suessiales; Symbiodiniaceae.